CAAGGGAGGGAGUUCGUAAUAACCUCAACCUACAUGCCGGAGGCCGAGGACCCACCCCCUGCUGAGCUCGCCAGGUUAACUCACUAUUGUGAGUCAGCGGGUCUGGAGAUCCUGAUUGGCGCCGAUACAAAUGCCCACCACCAGCUGUGGGGCAUGGAUAGAAGCAACGACAGAGGUAUUACGGACAGCCCCCUAUGCAGAGCGUGCAUGGGUGACGAAGAAACAGCAUCCCACGUGAUACUGCACUGCCCAGCAGUGCAAGAGUACAGGGUAAAGCAUCUCGGAUCGCCGAGAACACUCCCAGAGAUCACCGACAACAUAAAAGGGUUGCUGGGAUUCUUUGGAGAGUUGGGUUGGCUGGAGUGA
This is a messenger RNA of Papilio machaon (common yellow swallowtail), 366 nucleotides long. RefSeq lists its product as uncharacterized. The record is from RefSeq and is a predicted model, not a curated record. NCBI's taxonomy places the organism in Eukaryota, Metazoa, Arthropoda, Insecta, Lepidoptera, Papilionidae. The coding region runs from base 34 to 366 and encodes 110 amino acids. The transcript has 2 exons.